Trichobilharzia regenti is the source of this 2365-nucleotide messenger RNA. The record is from the annotation of a GenBank genome assembly. NCBI's taxonomy places the organism in Eukaryota, Metazoa, Platyhelminthes, Trematoda, Strigeidida, Schistosomatidae.
ACAUAUGAAGAUGUCCAUAAUGAAUACUCUGCUCCCACUACGUCAGUAUCUGAUGUCAUGCUUUCCAAAGUCGAAAAUACAAGUGUUCAUGGAAAGCAAUCCAAACUGCCGUCCACAGGUAAUAGAAUGCAGCCAGAGAUCAAAAACAUUAAACCGUGUUUUUCCUGUGGAAAGUUACAUCUACGAAGCACUUGCCGUUUUCGGAGUGCUAAGUGUCACAAAUGUGGUAAAGUUGGACACAUCAAGACUGUGUGCAGAAGUUCGAAUACAUAUGUUACUGAGAAUCCUGAUAAUUCUUCCAAUUUAUCUGGUAAAAUGCAGUCGAUGUCUCUUUCAACUUUUCCCAAUACUCAAUCUCAUCUAAUGAGAACCUUCACUACAAGUUCAGGCAAGUCCCAUUGUUUUAUAAUUGAUACUGGGAGUACUGAAUCUAUAAUUUCUAAGAAAGAUUUACAAUCGAUUUGUAAGAAUGUCCAGAUAGAUCCUACUACUAGUUCAAUUACAGGCAUAACUGGUCAUAAAUUACCUCUUAUCGGGGCUACUAACAUUUCUUUGAAAUCAGACAGUGGUAAUUUUGUAAAUAUUCCCUUUCUUGUUAGUGAAUAUGGUCCAUCUUUAUUGGGAUUAAAAGCCCUUAGAUUGUUAAAUGUCGAAAUUUCACUUUGUACUGAGUUGUUUGAUGAAUCUUUGUUCAGGGAAUUACUUCUCCAAUGCUCAAAGAGUGUAGGUGGUAUGAAGAUUCAGCCCAUCCAUCUUGAAAUAGAGGGUGAUCCUAUCUUCCUGAAACGCCGAUUAAUUCCAUAUGGAUUGCGAGAUGCAGUUAAGAAAGAGUUAGACAAGUUGGUUGAGCAAGGCAUACUUAUGCCAGUUGAGUCUUCAAAUUGGGCUACUCCUAUUGUUACGCCACUAAAGGCUGAUGGAAAAACACCUAGAAUUUGUGGUGACUACCGCCUUACACUCAAUAGUCGUCUACUACAGCAAAGUUGCACUACUCUAGAAACUGAAGACAUUCUCUACAAGCUACAUGGCUCAAGAUACUUUUCCAAAAUAGAUCUAAAAGAUGCCUAUUUGCAAAUUCCUCUUGAUGAGGCGUCUAGUGCAUUAACAACCAUUAAUACUCCAUUUGGAUUGUUCAAGUAUAAGUUCUUGCCUUUUGGUUUAAAGGUUUCACCUGCAAUAUUUCAAAAUGUAAUAAAUCAGAUGAUAGAUGGAUUAGAUGGUGUUGAGUCAUACCAAGACGACAUUAUAGUUCAUGGUCCUAAUAUCGAAUUGCAUAAUGAACGUCUUUUAAAACUGUUCAGGCGUUUAUGUGAGAAUAAUGUUCUUGUUAAUCCAUCUAAAUGCCAUUUCACUUUGUCGUCUGUAUCAUGCUUGGGAUACACAGUAGACUCCGAAGGUUUCAGACCUGAUGCUAGUCGUUUGGCACCUCUAAUUCAAGCACCGUCACCUAAUAAUAUGUCAUCGUUGAGAUCAUGGAUAGGUACUCUUCAGUUUUACUCCAGAUUCAUUCCCAACUUCACUCAACGGUUAUCUCCACUUUUUGAGAUUGUCUCCAGUAAACAGUUUAAGUGGGAACAACAACAUGAGAAUAUCUUGCGAAAAACUUUGGAGUUUCUUAAUAAACAAGCUUUCUUAAGACCUUUUUCAUCGAAAGAUAAGUCUGUUCUCACUACAGAUGCUUCUCCUAUGGGUAUAGCUGCAGUACUUGAGCAAAAUGGACAACCUGUUAUUUGUAUUUCAAGACGUCUAAGUAAGAGUGAACAAGGGUACUCACAAACCCAGAAAGAAGCUUUAGCAGUUGUAUGGGCAAUAAGACGCUUGCACAAGUAUCUCUUUGGUACUAAGUUUCACAUAGUUACUGAUCAUCAAGCUUUGAAAUUCAUUUACAAUCCAGAAAAAUCUUUGAAUAAAUCAUCUGCUGCUAUGGUUCAGAGAUGGAGUUUAGAACUAAGUGCAUAUGAUUACACUAUUGAACAUAGAUCGGCAAAGGAUAUACCUCAUGCAGACUUCUUAUCUCGUUAUUCAUUAUUUGAAAAUAUUGCUAAUGAUACUGAUUGCUUAUUAGUCCAGCCGUUACCGGUGGAUCGAGUUCGACUUAUAAAUGAUACUCGGAAAUAUUACGGAUGUGUUAUAAAUGUGUAGGGGACUAAUAUUAGAGUUCACUAACAUUCCAAGUAUAAAAGUAAUAAUCCAAGUCAGUGGAGUGUUAAAUCACAAUAUAUUACCAAAAAUACAGUGACGAGUUAUAGCAACAAAAAGGAUUACUUGAAGAUAACGUCUAAGUCCUCGGCUACAAAUUAAUUAUAUAAUCCACGGGCACGUUAAUUGUUUGGACUGCGUCUGCUGUAGCUGCUGUGUUCCGGUU